UUAAACAGAAUCGACUGAUUGUCUCUCUGUUUCCCAGGUUGAGAAGACGAUUGGUAUCGAGGCUGCUAGGUCCACCAUCAUCAAUGAGAUCCAGUACACCAUGGUGAACCACGGCAUGAGCAUCGACAGGCGACACGUCAUGCUCCUGGCUGACCUCAUGUCCUAUAAGGGUGAGAUCCUGGGUAUCACCCGGUUUGGCCUGGCUAAGAUGAAGGAGAGCGUGUUGAUGCUGGCGUCCUUUGAGAAAACUGCCGACCAUCUCUUUGACGCUGCGUACUUUGGUCAGAAGGACUCGGUCUGUGGUGUAUCUGAAUGCAUCAUCAUGGGAAUCCCCAUGAACAUCGGUACUGGACUGUUCAAGCUCUUACACAAGGCUGAUAAGGACCCCACGCCACCCAGGAGACCCCUGCUCUUCGACAGUCCCGACUUCCACAUCCCCUUGGUUACAUAGUAGAACCCUGGGCUCGUGUCUGUCCCAGUAGAACCCUGGGCUCGUGUCUGUCCCAGUAGAACCCUGGGCUCGUGUCUGUCCCAGUAGAACCCUGGGCUCGUGUCUGUCCCAGUAGAACCCUGGGCUCGUGUCUGUCCCAGUAGAACCAAAGGCACCUACAGUUACAUAGUGGCACAUCUGCAGUAUAUGUGGCCAUUGUGGGAACCAACCCCACAACCCUUACUGUACUGAUCUGAUCAAGGCACUCUCAUUGUAUAUGCUUCUUUUGCUAGCGGUGUGUGUGUAGGGUGGUGUGUGUGUGUGUGUGUAUGGGGGGGUUAGGGUGGGUGUGUGUGUGUGUGUGUGUGGGGGGGUUAGGGUGUGUGUGUGUGUGUGUGAUGGAGCAAAGAGAGCAUGGGGCCUUUUAAAGUGAAGCUUUUUGUUUUCUCUCCGUGAAGCUUCAUAUAAUAACAUCUUCCUUUUGGCUUUCUGUUUAUUGUGUUAUUUUAUACCACUGCUUCUAAUUCACAGGACUACAGGUGAGAGAGAAGUACCUGUCAAAACGUCUCCAGCUCUUCCACAAUGGAACACGGACGUUCCCCUGUAGUUUAUUUGUUUCGUCGUGGCCUCGUGUUAACUCUCUUUAUUAUGUAACUCGUUUGUUUUCCCUUUCUGAACUGACAAUAAAGUGUGCUUGACGCUGGAAAGAG
Messenger RNA from Oncorhynchus tshawytscha (Chinook salmon), 1140 nucleotides. RefSeq names its product DNA-directed RNA polymerase III subunit RPC1-like. Gene Ontology annotation, molecular function: DNA-directed RNA polymerase activity. The transcript has 3 exons. The coding region runs from base 101 to 451 and encodes 116 amino acids. The record is from RefSeq and is a predicted model, not a curated record. Lineage: Eukaryota; Metazoa; Chordata; Actinopteri; Salmoniformes; Salmonidae. Gene Ontology annotation, biological process: DNA-templated transcription.